AUGACCAACGCCUACGCGACGGCGACGGCGCCGGGUGAUGAGGACCUGGAGGCGCUCCGUGUCACUCAGCCACUUCUUCCCAACCAUCAUCAAACGGAGGAUUACGACUCGUACUCGUGGGUACUUCUUGAAGACCAUCCGCUGCGCUUGCAUCCGACGGAGGUGGAGUGUCAUCCGGAGAUUCUGUCCUUCUCAAGGAAAUGCUUUGCGGGAUUGAGGAAGGGCUGGAGGGAGCGUGUGCUUCCGUUGCUGUGUUUGGUGUUGAUGUUUUUCGUCGUCGUGCAAUUCUUAUUGCAGUUGCCGCGACUUGCUUCGUAUUUUUCUGAGCCGGUUGCGUUAAGGGAGCUUCCGGGGUUUGUUCAGCUGUUGCCAACGCUUGGAGAUUCGGUCCACGUUGAGAGUUCCGAGUCGGGGGGUUGCCUCUAUGAGGCACCACCACCUUUGACGAUAGGAGAGACCUACGAUGCCGUUGAGAAUGCUCUUAUCUCCGGAUGCGCCGGUGUCAAAGUCGACUUGUGGCUACGGAACCAUGACCUACUUGUGGGCAGCGACUCCAAGAAUCUCAAUAAAGAGCGCACUCUGCAGACUGUCUAUCUUCAACCGCUACAAACGAAGCUAGAUGCGCUGAAUCCUCCUUCUUCAAAUACCUCCAGCACCACUGAUAAGGACACGAGUGACUCCGAUGAGAUCAACACCAUCGGACUAUUCGAAGGAAACCCGACGCAGUCUUUCACCUUAAUCCUGGAUAUCCAUACUCCCGCGCACACAACGUGGCCACGGCUCUUUGCGCAGUUGAGAACACUAAAUGAGAGCGGAUAUCUGUCUUAUCGCGAUAAUGGGACGCGAGGCCUUGUCAUGCGACCGGUUACACUUGUCCUUGCGGAGAACGAGCGCCAGCGACCCUCGUGGAUGGAGCGGCUGUCGCGGAUUAUGAGGGGGUGUUGA
Aspergillus calidoustus is the source of this 945-nucleotide messenger RNA. NCBI's taxonomy places the organism in Eukaryota, Fungi, Ascomycota, Eurotiomycetes, Eurotiales, Aspergillaceae. The record is from the annotation of a GenBank genome assembly.